Adineta steineri is the source of this 2802-nucleotide messenger RNA. The record is from the annotation of a GenBank genome assembly. Lineage: Eukaryota; Metazoa; Rotifera; Eurotatoria; Adinetida; Adinetidae.
AUGUUAAAUAUUAUAAAUUCAUCAUCAUCAUCGUUAUUAUCAGAUGUGCGUCAUAUAUUUAUUGAAAACAACACUUCAUCAUCAGCUUCUAUAUGGAUUAUUAAUGAACGAAAUUCAACACCAUUAAAUAUCGAUACUCAUCAAUCGUCUGUUCGAAUUAUGUGGUAUCGUUUUCUACUAGUUAUUGUCAUCUUUAUCACUGCCGCUGGCAAUUUAUUAGUUUGUCUAGCCAUAGCACGUGAACGAAAAUUACAAAAUACAACAAAUUAUUUUCUUAUGUCAUUAGCAAUUGCAGAUUGUCUUGUUGCUAUUCUAGUCAUGCCUAUAGGAAUGAUAUCUGAAGUCUUAGGUUAUUUUCCAUUACCACAUUAUGCAUGUAUUGCAUUUACAACAAUUGAUGUUUUAUGUUGUACAUCAUCUAUAUGGCAUAUGAGUACAAUGUCAAUGGAUCGAUAUUUUACAAUACGUUUUCCAUUUCGUUAUGGAAGAAAUAAAACUCGUCGUAUUAUGUUACUUAAAAUAAUUGCUGUAUGGGCUAUAAGUGCUGCUGUAUCAUCACCUAUAUUUGUAUUAGGUAUUGUUGAUAAAACAAAUGUUUUAUCAGACGGUAUAUGUGCACCAACAAACCCAUCAUUUAAAAUUUAUGGUUCUAUAUUUGCAUUCUAUAUUCCGUUUAUAAUCAUGAUUACAACAUAUGCAUUAACAAUGCGUUCAUUAAGAAAUGUUUUAGUUAAUAAAAAAAAAUAUGAUCGUGAAAGACGACGAAAACAAACAUUUCGUCCAUUAGCACAAAUUAUAAAUCAAUAUGCUGAAAUUGCUCAAGGUAUUCGACGUACAUCAUCAACAAAAAAACAAACUGUACCAACAAUAACAACAACAAUAACAAAUACGAAUAAUCAUAUGAAUUCAAUUUUAAAUAAAACACCAUAUACAAUUAUAACAACAAUAUCACCAACAGAUUCACGUGCACAAUUUUUUUCUGUAAAUAAUACAAAUGGAAAUUUACAACAAGAUAAUAAUUUAAUAAAUUUAACAAAUGGAAUUAAUCUCAAUAAUGAACUAAUUCAUCAUCAUUCACAACAUUUAACUAUUAAUUAUAUCAAACCAAGUGGAAGUAAAAAAAGACGUCAUCAACAACAACAACAACAACAACAAGCAUUAACAAUUAAUGCAGCUAUAAAUCGAACGAAAAAUAAUGGUGAUAUGAGUACUGUUUAUGAAAUAACAGAAAAUUCAAAAUCAAUAUCAAGUUCAUGUGAUGUAUCAGCUAUUGUGGGAAAUAAUACUAAACGAAGAUCAAUUGUUAGUAAUGAAUUACAAUUAAUUGAACAAACAGAAUUAUCACAAAAUUCUAAUUUAAUAACAACAGAUAUUAAUGAUAUUGUUCCACUUGAAGAAGAAGAAGUUAGUUUUGUAUCAGAUUUAGAUGAUGCAGUUAAUCUACAUGACACUUUUUACGUGCAAAUAGCUUCUUCAUCAUCUCAACAUUCUUCUUUGUCUUAUUCAAAUGAAUCAAUACUUUUGACAAUACCGUGGAAAUUUUGUACUUAUAUUAUUCAUUGUAUUCUUCAAUAUUAUAUAUUCUAUUUUCCCUAUCGAUUAAAACCUCUAUCAAUUGAGUAUAUAUCAAAUAUAAAUGAAAAAUUAUUAAAAUUUCAUCAAUCAACAUCAACAUCAUCAAUACAUGCGAAAUCAAUUAAAAAUCAUCAAUCAGUUUCAACACAAACAAAUUCUUUUACAUCAGUAGAUAUUCCUAAUGAUCAUGCAACUAAUAUUUAUGAAAAUUGUAUAUAUAAUUCAUCUAAACGUCGAAAAUUUUUAUUUAAUCGACAAAUAUUAUCAUCAUCUUCUUUAAUAACAAAUUUUUUUCGUCAUUCACCAACAAUACAAUUACGUGCAAGUGAUAGUUCAAUAAAAUCAACAUUAUCAUAUGAUCCACGUUCAUCUGUAGCUUCAUCAUCAAAUCAACAACGUCAACAUUAUUCAUCUAGUAUUUGUUAUCAAACAGAAUCAGAAAGGAAACCAAUGUUAACUGCUGAACGUCGUUCACGUACAUCAUCAUCAUCAUCUUGUCUUUUACAUACAUCAUAUCGACAACAAAAUCAUACGUCUACACAUUUUCAUAAACCAUUACGACGACAUCAUUAUCAAUCUCAAUCUGCAUAUGCUAUUGCAAAUCCUCCAAAAUUAUUACAACAAUUAAGUUCAGCAACAAAUACAAAUUCAUCAGAUUCUUCAUCAAUUAUGCAUCGUUAUCAUUCAAAAUUAUUAUCAACUGUUUCUCAUAAUAAUCAUCAUUAUCAUCAUCGUGUACGUGUUGAAGAUUUUGUUGCUGCUAAUGAACGAAAAGCUUUAAGAGUAUUAAUGAUUAUAUUUUGUGUAUUUAUUACGUUAUGGACACCAUUUUUUAUUUGUACAUUUAUAUCAGCUGUAUGUGAACAAUGUCGUGAACGUUUAUCGUCCAAUGUUUGGUUUUCAAUAACAUGGCUUGGUUAUAGUUCAUCUAUGGCUAAUCCAUUUAUUUAUACAAUAUUUAGUGAUGUAUUUCGACGUGCAUUUAUAAAUAUUAUUUUUUGUCGUUCAAAUGAUCUAUUACUUUCAAGACAAUUAUCAACUAAAUCAUCUUAUCCAAGAGGUAGUGCUCAUCUAUAUAGAAAUGAACGUUUAUCAAAUAGACGAAAUUUAAAUCAUGAUGUUUCCGGUACAUCAACACCAAUACCAUUGCAUUAUCCAGCACCACCAGUUGGUGUUAGUGAUGCAAUAAUUUAUAUGAAUCGAUGUACUUCAGAUGCAUGUCGGUAA